Paramecium tetraurelia is the source of this 2082-nucleotide messenger RNA. RefSeq lists its product as uncharacterized. The transcript has 8 exons. NCBI's taxonomy places the organism in Eukaryota, Ciliophora, Oligohymenophorea, Peniculida, Parameciidae. The record is from RefSeq and is a predicted model, not a curated record.
AUGAAUAAAGUACUCAUCGCCUCAAUUUUGCUGAUAGGUGUUUUGGGACAAUAAUCACCACCUCUGGAUUGCACAUAUUUAAGUUGUUUAGCUACUGGUGCUUUGAAAGUUGGUUAAUCAACACGUCAAGCAUUCUAAUGCAUGAAUGGUUACUAUUGGGCUGGGCAAUCAUGCUAACCUUGUCAACCAAUAGAGGGAGGAUUUUAUCAGUGUACAGAUUAUUACUAAACUGGGUCUUUAACUUGUAGUCCAGGAUGGACAUAGCUAAAUGGAAUAUGUGUGAAUAUGCCAAAUGGAUGUUUGAGCUACUCAUUAAACACAGGAGCCAACGCCUAUGUGUGUGGUAAAUGUGACUCAGGUUUCAGUUUGAUUGCUGGAGUAUGCGUUGAGAAUUAGGCCUGUACAGUCUAUAGUAGUACUCGAUAUGUAUGUACUCAAUGUUCUUCUGGACAUUACUUAAAUUGGGAUUAUAUUCCCUCAGUAUCAAGCUCAUCCGACUAAUACUACAAUUACUUCGAUGGUUUUUGCAAUCCAUGUGGCAUAGCAGGAUGUAUGAAUUGUCCUUCAGCAAACACUUGCACACAAUGUUAUGGCGGGUAUUUUUGGUCAUUCAGUGGAUUGACAACAGGAUCAACAACAGAUGGAUCUGGAACUUGUUAGAAAUGCCUAGAUUUUUGUACAAGUUGCACAAACAGUACAAAUUGUACUACAUGUGCAGAUGGUUACUUUAUUAGUACCACUAAUGGAAUAACAACUUGUGCCUCAUGCUAGCCAAGUCUCACUUGUACAAAAUGUUAAAAUUCAACAACAUGUUUAGCAUGUGUAUCUGGAUAUGCUUUGGUAAAUUCAACCUGUUAAAAAUUACCUGAAGGCUGCACUCAAAUGGAUAAUAAUUAGAAUUGCACAUCAUGUGUAAGCAUAUAUGUUUUGAACACCUAAACUCCAAAGACUUGCACUCCAUGUGGUACAGGUUGCGCUUCAUGCACAAUCAAUGGUACUACUGUUUCAUGCACAAAAUGCUAAGAGUUCUACUAUGCAAUCAAGGAUUAAAGUAACAUCGUCACUUGCUCAGCCUGCUCUUCAUAUCCUUAAUCAACUGGAUGGUUGAGAUGUGGAGGUCCAUAAGAUACUCCCUCAUAUACAACAGUUUAAGUCACUUAAUGUGUCGAUGGCUACUUCUUAGUCAAUAUUACUACAAACGGUGUUGCUACUCCUACAUGCAUAGCCGCUGUACAAAUAUAAGCAUGUUUGACUUUGACUAACACAUCAACUAAUUCAAACAAUAAUUUCGGUGCAUAUGAAGGAGGAACUUGUUUAUCUUGCCCACCAUAGGCUGGAGCUAAAACACAACUCUCUUCACAAUGUAAUAAAUGUGGUGGAUCAUCUUCAACACCUAUUUCCUGUACUGGAUGCUCAUAAAAAUAUUUCUUAUAAGCAGCAAGUUCAGCAAGUUCAGCCACUUGCGCCACAUGUUCUGCAAGUGGUGGUUGUUUAGAAUGCUCAUCCAAUACUACCUGUACCAAAUGCAAUACUGGAUAUUACUUAUCAGGAGCAGCCUGUCAACCAUGUCAAACCAAUUGUGCAUCAUGCGACAAUUCAACAACUUGCAAAGCUUGUAUGGACGGAUACUUCCAAUAUUCUGGUAUUAAGACUGCCUAAGCUACUUGUGUCGCUUGUUAAUUCGGUUGUGCCACUUGUGCAUCACCUGGAUAGGUUUGUUUAACUUGUAUUGAUGGAUACGUCUUCCAAUAAGGAGGUUGUGUGCCUCUUAAUCAAGCCAAUUGUGCUGUUAAAUUGAAUUCAACACUUUCCACUGAUAAGCCAUAUUCAUUCUUCUGGAUGCGCUAUUUGCAAAUAUGGAUUCCACAUGAUCUAGAAUCGUUGCUUCUAAUCAGUCUAACCUUAUGCUGGAUAUGCUUAUGGAUAAACAACUAAUGUAAGCACUGACUUGAACUACAAAAAUGACACUAUCGUUUAUGCUCAACUAUUGGUGGCUAGUUUUAUCAUGUUAGUUUUCACAUUAUGAUCAAUUAUAAUAAUGAUAAUCAUAAAUAUUUAAAUAUUUAUAAUUGCGCACACUUA